Acanthosepion pharaonis is the source of this 984-nucleotide messenger RNA. Lineage: Eukaryota; Metazoa; Mollusca; Cephalopoda; Sepiida; Sepiidae. The record is from the annotation of a GenBank genome assembly.
AUGUCUGCUCUACGAAUAUUAAAAGUACAAGCUUUGCCUGAUCUUGAGACAUCUUCAACGCUUCCUGCAUCUGUUUUCAAAGAAUGGAAGAAAUGCAUCCAGAAACAUUUCAGCCGAAGUGUUGUGCGUUUCAGCUACCAAAUCAUGUGUGACAUUGCUGCUGUGAAUUGUGGUGUUAAACCUAGUCUCUUGUUUGACUAUGGUCCAGUAAAACCUGAUCAGAUGUUGUCUUUGAUGCUUGACCUUCUACAGCAAGGGCUUUUACACCGGCUUUCCCAACCAACUACGUUCCUUAUCCUCUCUGUCGGAGGAGAUGUGUUAUUGUGCAACAUGGCUACUCUACUAUUUAAAGUGAUAGCUCACUUACGAAUGCCGCGAGUGUGUCAAUGUAGUGACAAGUUGAACAAAGGGGCCCUUUCUACAGCCUCUGACAUUUCUUCAUCACAUAUCUGUAAUAAAAAUUCUAAAGAAUUCACAUCGAAUACAGGACAAGUAACAUUUCUAUAUUUCUCAAUCUAUUGUCAUGUCAUAUCUAUCUAUCUAUCUAUCUAUCUAUCUAUCUAUCUAUCUAUCUAUCUAUCUGUUGAUUUGUCUUUAGCUUGCCCAGUUCUUUCUUUCUUUCUUUCUUUCUUUUUUGUGGCUUAUUUGUUUUUAGUUAACCCAACUCUUUUCUAUCUAUCUAUCUAUCUAUCUAUCUAUCUAUCUAUCUAUCUAUCUAUCUAUCUAUCUAUCUAUCUUUUGUUAACGAACCCAACUCUUUUAUCUAUCUAUCUAUCUAUCUAUCUAUCUAUCUAUCUAUCUAUCUAUCUAUCUAUCUAUCUAUCUAUCUCAUUAUUAAUAGAAAUUUACAAAAUAGCUAACCUCAUAUCUAUCUAUCUAUCUAUCUAUCUAUCUAUCUAUCUAUCUAUCUAUCUAUCUAUCUAUCUAUCUAUCUAUCUAUCUUUAUUGAGCUGGUCAAAAAUUGAUAAUGAUUCCUUUCUUUGA